CGGGCCCGCCCUCGUCCUCCAUGGUCGUAUCCGCGUGCGUCGAGCGCUGCUGCCUUUUGCCUUCGUCCUGUUGCACCUCCCCUCUUGUCGUACGACGGCCUCGACACCCUCCCUCUCAGACUGUCGGUGUGUGGACGCGUACAUGAACAUUCAAAGCUGGUUAGAGCAGACCGAGACCCCCACGACGUUGGGCCUACCGGCAGCCCUGAGAGCAAGGGAACCUGCUGCCCAAGAUGCACUCCGGCCCUCGCCCCGCCACAAGCGCCCUCGGCAUCUGCCUUCUUCCGAUAGCUCGCUGCUCCGAGUCGAUCGCCCUCUGGAAACACCUGGUGCUGCUGCUGAUGAUGACCUAACUUUCGCCGACGACGCUGCAGCUUCCAUCCACAGUCCACCAGUGCAAUACGCUCGAAGACCACGCCACAAGACGCGCCCAGAUACAUAUGAACCCCGCAAAGACGACGCAGAGCAGAGGCGGAAAAAACACCACAAGCCAAAAGAGCGUCGUUCGAAGAGGAGGGACAAGCCAGACGGUCUGGUACACACCUUUCACGCCAAGCAUGUCGCUCGAGAUAGGCUGACCUUGAAACCAAAGGAAAAUCUAGGCCUGUUCAAGAAGGGACGGGCGUCGUCCCCAGUCAGGGGACGCGGAUUACCGGACCUAGUCUUCUCCGAGAUGCGUUUUCUGCAGAAGCACAGUGACUCUCAUGAAGCCAAUUCCAGAGACGAACAAGGCCAUGCCGUCAUACCCUC
Molecule: messenger RNA, 750 nt
Organism: Aplosporella prunicola CBS 121167
Lineage: Eukaryota; Fungi; Ascomycota; Dothideomycetes; Botryosphaeriales; Aplosporellaceae
Exons: 4
Source: RefSeq, a predicted model, not a curated record